CAUUGAUCGGGGCGUGGAGUAACUGUAUGAAUGUUGGGAAGAAAUCACUGAAAGUGUGGUGAAAAGAGAGGGAAAUUGUUUUUAUAAGCAGAAUUAGAUUUGUAGGCGUGGAUACGAUUCUUUUCUGUCGGUAAAAUGGGAAACUGCCACACCGUUGGACCAAACGAGGCCCUUGUAGUUUCAGGUGGCUGCUGUGGCUCAGAUCAGAAGACAUACGUCGUUGGAGGCUGGGCAUGGGCAUGGUGGCUAAUCUCUGACAUCCAGAGAAUGUCUCUGGAGGUUAUGACCAUCCUCUGUCGCUGUGAGAAUAUCGAAACCUCGGAGGGUGUUCCCCUGGAUGUGACAGGGGUGGCUCAGGUGAAGGUGAUGACAGAGAACGAACUGCUGGGUUACGCCUGCGAACAGUUUCUGGGGAAGUCGGUCGUGGAGAUCAAAAGUGUCAUACUGCAGACCCUCGAGGGUCACCUGCGUGCCAUCCUUGGCACCUUAACUGUUGAGCAGAUUUACCAAGACAGAGACAAAUUUGCGACCCUGGUGCGAGAGGUGGCAGCACCUGAUGUUGGUCGCAUGGGCAUCGAGAUCCUCAGCUUCACCAUCAAGGAUGUAUACGAUAAAGUGGAGUACCUCAGCUCACUGGGUAAAACUCAGACAGCUGCAGUACAGAGGGAUGCAGACAUUGGAGUGGCAGAGGCAGAGAGAGAUGCUGGCAUCAGGGAAGCUGAGUGUAAGAAAGAAAUGAUGGAUGUUAAGUUCUUAGCUGACACAAAAAUGGCCGACUCAAAACGAGAGCUGGAAAUGCAGAAAGCUUCCUUCAACCAGGAAGUGAACACAAAGAAAGCAGAGGCUCAGCUGGCGUAUGAGCUGCAAGCAGCCAAAGAGCAGCAGAAGAUCCGUCUGGAGGAGAUAGAAAUUGAGGUGGUGCAGCGGAAGAAGCAGAUCACAAUUGAGGAGAAGGAGAUCGACCGUACUGACAAGGAGCUCAUCGCCACUGUGAAGAGACCCGCUGAGGCUGAAGCCUACAAGAUGCAGCAGUUGGCUGAGGGACAGAAGAUAAGGAAGGUCCUGACGGCGCAGGCAGAGGCUGAGAAGAUCCGCUGUAUCGGUGAGGCAGAGGCCGCCUCCAUUGAAGCAGUGGGAAAGGCAGAGGCUGAGAAAAUGAGGCUUAAAGCUGAAGCCUACCUGCAGUAUGGAGAGGCUGCUAAGACAGCUCUGGUCCUGGAGGCUCUGCCCAAGAUUGCCAGUAAGGUGUCUGCACCCCUGUCUAAGACCAACGAGAUUGUCAUCCUGAGUGGAGAAGGCAGCCGCGUGACUGGAGAGGUGAACCGUUUAUUAGCUGAACUCCCUGUCACUGUCAAUGCCCUCACUGGGGUGGAUCUGACUAAGAUCCCUCUGCUCCAGAAGAUGACCAGCCCACAGUGCCAAGCAGCCAUCUGAUGAAUCAGGCCAAAGACUCGUUACUCUGAAUCCUCCAAAUCCUCCGACAUAUAUCUGCCUCAAGCAUGAAAACAGUUUUCAGCCUCUGACCCUUUUAUGCAACUGCCUUUGACCAGGAGCACUUGAGAUCUGUAUUUACUUUGUAUUUUUAAGAGGUUUUUAAUUUUCUAAAGGAAAAAAAGCUGGGGCCUUACUUCUAAAGGACCAGACUAUAUGUUUCUUCUGUUGUUUUUAGUUCAUGUUGUAGACACAUUGAUUUUUAUCACUGCACUAGUUAGCCAGGAUUAAAUGCCGCAGUCCUGUUCAGUCCUACAGGUCAUCCAAAGCUGAGUUGGGCAAUUUUGAGAGAUAAGUUCAUCUAGUGCUCAGAGCCCAGCUGGUGAAAUAGCUUGCAGCAGACUGAGCACAGUGUGAAAUGGGUUGCUUUUAUUUCCUCUGUACUUUUAAAAUGAUUUCUUAUAGAAUAUUUAGAUUUAUCUCUAACUCAGAGAGGACUUGAUUGAUUACCAAACCGCUGUUACACUUAAGGCUCACCAGAUCUUCACCCACUGUGAUUGUAAGAUUUACAGUUGUGUACAAUAUCUGGUUUUUGAAUCAUUUGUAUUCCUGUAUUGAUAAUCCUUAGCUUGCGGUAAGUUGUCAUGUUGCCUGUCUUGUUCUUGUUCUUUCUGAUGUGCAGUGCCUGUUCACCACUCAAGUGCCCAAACCUUAGGACAGUGGUUUGGCUUUAGCUGGAUUUAUGUCAGAGUGUAUCACUGUUAUAGAUGGAUGAUGUUUAAAUAAUGCUCCCUAUUCACAUAACAUCUGCUUAUACUAACAAUAGUGUUUACUCUUCACUUUUGUCACAUUUGGACACAAAGACAGAUAUAACUCUAAGCAAACACAUAACACAAAGCCAUUCUUAGAUAAGAGUAGCCUUAAUACAGACCCUGGAUGCCUGCCAGGCUUACUGAACAUUUCCAUAUUACCUCAAGUAGCACCUGGUAGAUGUUCAGGGUCUGAGCUUUAAUUCUGCGAUGAAGUGUUAGUUCUCCUAUACUCAGAUGUGGUAGUGUGUUCCUCAGAUGUUGUUAAAAAUGUUCACUUUUGCAGAUUGUGUAGAUAUUUUACAACUUUAAAGAGUAACCCUAUACUAAAUUUUUUUAUGGCAAAAAAAGUGACCUCUGACCUCUGUGGGUUUAAACUUGCCACUGUUUUGCACCUCUGACCACAUCCAAUCUGUGAUUCCAUUCAGCCAGAAGUUGGAAAAAUAAGCAUAUGAUCAGGCUUCAAACACUGUACACGGUGUUUGAGCUCGGGUGGUCUUCAGUUUGCAAAGUGUAAUGUGAACAUUAUGUAUGGGUGAGGCAGUUGGCCCAAUGACUACACCUACAGCAACAGGUCAGUCUAAUUACUACAUAGAAAUUGUUACAAUCCUUAAAACGCUGAAAUCCAGAUGAGAGCCAGUGAUCAGUGCAGUGGUCCAGUAUGAAAUCAUCACUGUGGGAUCAGUGUGUAACACGUAAGAUUCGGUCUCUAGAUGGCAGGGUCUCCGGGAUUUUAACCCAUAUUAAGUUCAUCAUUAAACUGAAUGAGCCUUUUUUUUUUUUUGCUGCCAGUUCCAAACCUCGCUUCAUGUUUUCAUAUCAAACUCUGCUGUUUUGCUGCAUUAUCCAACCUGCAUACUAUAGUUAGUUUGGCGGCUUUUUUUUUUUUUUUUUUUUUUUUUUUUUUGUGUGUGUGUGUGUUUUGUGUCUGGUAAAUCACAGCAUGAAUGUUCAUUAACCACUUUUCAGAGUCUGUGAGCUUAAAUAUUUUUGUUUUACUAUGUGACCAUUAUAAAGUUAUCAUUAUCACGCCAUUUUUCUUAUUUUCUGUAAAAUAAAUAUAAUGCUUGUUGCUUGUUUGCUCUGA
Xiphias gladius (swordfish) is the source of this 3327-nucleotide messenger RNA. Its product is annotated as flotillin-2a. The transcript is spliced from 11 exons. Gene Ontology annotation, cellular component: plasma membrane. The record is from RefSeq and is a predicted model, not a curated record. Lineage: Eukaryota; Metazoa; Chordata; Actinopteri; Istiophoriformes; Xiphiidae. The coding region runs from base 136 to 1434 and encodes 432 amino acids. Gene Ontology annotation, biological process: protein localization to plasma membrane; regulation of myoblast differentiation.